AUGGAUUCUGAUCUGGGAGACUUAGAAACCAAGUUGGAAAGCUUUGAGUUCCGGAUGGAGGAUUUCAAUCCCCAGGACGAAGAUUUCAACUUCGAUGUGGGAGAUUGGGACUUCUCGAUGGAGGCUAUGAACCCACAAUUACAACAUAAUGAUCCCUUCAUAGACGAUAUUGAUAAGUUGUUGGAUGAUUUUUACAAUCAUCCUGCUGGCGAACUGAACAAUCAAUCUCGUCACGAGGAAGUGAUUGAACAGAAGCCGGAAGGAGACGCUAACGAGCCAUCGAGCCCAGGUUCCCAGGCCUUCAUAGACCGCUACAAAUGGACGCAGAACAACCUACCGGUUGGAGUAUCGUUCAACUCGGACCUUCCGGCUGCUACCCCUGGAUUUAUGCACGGCUGGAACUAUAUGCCUGAGGAGCAAGUUGAGGACACCAAGAAGCCAAAAGACGGAGAUCAAGUUAUUUUCAUGAGCUCUCGUGGGACGGCAUAUCGUGCUGAAAUGGUUACGAGUACCAACUCCGCCGACAAGAAGCCCGAUGUCCGUCGUUCCUCCCGCCGUACUAUUGCCCCACGGAUCCCAUUCCCUAACCCGCGACCAGCCUGGACAAUGCUCGCCACGGACUUCAUAAACUUACUUCAAAAGAACGCCUUGGAGCCACACCCCGGUAGAAACGUGUAUGGACUGCAGAAAGGGGCAGGUGAUACCCCUGAAGGAAAUGGCUAUCUGCUGGAGCUCGCCUUCGGACUACCGUGGCUGCGGACGACUCCUUCCCCGGGUUACAUUUUCUGGCAUUUACAAUCUCCAAGCCUUUACGGGCAUUUUAUGUCAAGACUGUAG
This is a messenger RNA of Daldinia caldariorum, 837 nucleotides long. RefSeq lists its product as uncharacterized. The coding region runs from base 1 to 837 and encodes 278 amino acids. NCBI's taxonomy places the organism in Eukaryota, Fungi, Ascomycota, Sordariomycetes, Xylariales, Hypoxylaceae. The record is from RefSeq and is a predicted model, not a curated record. The transcript is spliced from 2 exons.